Molecule: messenger RNA, 1227 nt
Organism: Diaporthe amygdali
Lineage: Eukaryota; Fungi; Ascomycota; Sordariomycetes; Diaporthales; Diaporthaceae
Product: epoxide hydrolase
Exons: 1
Coding region: 1-1227 (408 amino acids)
Biological process (GO): epoxide metabolic process
Molecular function (GO): epoxide hydrolase activity
Source: RefSeq, a predicted model, not a curated record
AUGGCGAAUAUCAAGCCGUUCAAGAUCGCCGUACCGGAUGCGGAGAUCGACAAGCUCAAAACCAAGCUCUCAUUGGCAACGUUUCCCCAAGAUGUCGACAUGUCCGAGUCCUGGUCGUAUGGAACGCCAUUGAAGGACAUCAAGCGGCUCGCAGCGUACUGGCAGAACGGCUUCGAUUGGCGCGCCGCGGAGUCGAAGCUCAACGAGCAGCUUUCCCAGUUCACAACGACUGUGUUCGUCGAUGGCUUCCACGACAUCGACGUCCACUUCGUGCACCAGAAAUCCAGUCGCCCAGACAGCAUCCCUCUGCUGUUCAGCCACGGCUGGCCCGGCAGCUUCUACGAGGCCGUCAAGCUCCUGCCGCUCCUCACCAACCCCUCCAGCCCAGACCAGCCGUCCUUCCACGUCGUCGUGCCAUCCCUCCCCAACUACGGGUUCUCAGGCAAAGUUACCAAGCCCGGCUUCGGCCCAAACCAGUACGCAGAGACAUGCCACAAGCUGAUGCUGCAGCUCGGCUACGACAAGUACGUCACGCAGGGCGGCGACUGGGGCUUCAUCAUCACGCGCAGGAUGGGCAUCCAGUACCCGGAGCACGUGGUGGCGUCGCAUCUCAACUUCGUGCGCGUGAUCAAGCCGCCGGAGCUGUCACAGACGCCGCUGCAGUUCGUCAAGCACUCGGUGUUGCCGUACAGCAAGUCGGAGCGGGAGGGCCUGGAGCGCACGGCAUGGUUCCGCAAGCAUGGCUUCGGGUACAACCUCGAGCAGUCGACGCGCCCGCACACCCUUGGCUUCGGGCUGGCCGACUCGCCCGUCGCGCUGCUGGCGUGGAUCUACGAGAAGCUGCAUGACUGGACGGACAGUUAUGUCUGGACUGAUGACGAGAUCCUUACUUGGAUUAGUAUUUAUGCGUUUAGCACGGCGGGGCCUGACUCUAGCGUCCGGAUUUAUUAUGAGGCUACGAGGCAGGAGGCCAUAUCUUCGGGGUAUCCUUAUCACGACAAAGUGCCACUCGGGCUGAGCUAUUUCCCGAAGGACCUGGUCGUACCGCCGAACACCUGGGGUCGGACGCUGGGCCCAGUGGUAUUUGAGAAGAGGCACGAGGAUGGCGGGCAUUUCGCCGCGCAUGAGAGGCCCGAAAAGCUGGCUGAUGAUUUGAGGACAAUGUUUGGCAAGGGAGGAGGUGCAGAGGCUGUGGUGAAGAAGCUAAGGAGUCAGGCCAGAAUUUGA